AUGAGGAAAGUAAUUUUGUUUGUUUGUGUAGCCUUUAUACUACUUCCUUGUGAUGACAGCAAAGCUGUAGGUACUCACAUCAUCGGGAUACCGGGCACAGGAAUAAGCAACAGUUUUGUAUACGUAAAAAUCGGUCGAGAACUCGCGAAACGAGGUUACAAAUACACCCUUGUUGUUCCUACUUGGCAAGAACAGGAACUAAAAGAAACGGGAGCAUACUUGGGCUGGCUUCAAGUUAAAUCUUAUGUCAGUGCAAUCUCAGGAAGAGAUCUAGAAAAACUCAUCUUAAAAGAAGUAGAAGGAAGAUUAGGUAUCGCUGAAAGAAUUGAGUUUUGGAGAUCUGCUUGUGAGAGUUUGCUGCAACAUAAUGAGCUUUUGAACAGCCUGAAGGAAGUUGAUUUGGUUGUCUGCGAGAUCACAAGCAUAUGCUGUGCGAUUGUAGCGGAUCUUCUCAAAGUAAAUCGUGUAGAUUUGACUCCUAGUGGAUUUAUCGACCCUUAUCUGAGUUUUAUUCAUAACUUUCCUUCCCCUGUUGCGUAUGUUCCACAUGGAACUGUUAAACUUCCCAAGAGGUUACAAUUUCUUCACAGAGUCCAAAAUGUAAUGCUUUACAUUCUCGGGUAUGUAAUGCAUAAAUUUGCCUUUAUUCCGCCCUUUGAGGACCUCUGGAGAUCUUACGCGAAAGACAGUAAAUUUACAAGUCUCGAGGAGGUUUUCAGGGCGACUGGUUUGCUUCUAAUUCCGAAUGACUUUGCAAUGGAUUUUCCCAGACCCUUUGGAGCCCAUGUGAAAAUAGUUGGACCACUUCUUCCAGACCCACCUAAACCGCUUCCCCUGAAAACAGAAUGUUUCAUAACUCAGGGAAAUUUUAAAGAGUUAGUGCUGGUUUCACUUGGAACAGUUAUCUCAAACUUCACAUCACACUUUGUGGAUACCAUUGCAGAAGGUCUUGCUAGGGUACCCGCCAAGGUCAUCUGGAAACAUAAGGGCAAACAACCUCAAUAUGUCAGUGAAAACGUCAAGAUUGUGCCAUGGAUGAGGCAAAACGACCUCUUAGGCUUUGCCUAUACAAAAGUGUUUUUGACGCAUGGAGGGUUAAACAGCAUUCUUGAAAGUGCGUAUCAUGGAACACCCAUGGUUGUGCUACCCCUCUUUGGAGAUCAACCAGCCAAUGCCAUGAAAGUUUUUGAAGCAGGGAUGGGUGUUAUACUGGAGGCUCGAGAUUUGACACCAGUCCAGAUAACAGAUGUUAUAACUGAAGUUCUUAGAAAUCCUAAGUACAAGGAAAAUGCGAUGAAGGUUUCAAAACUGAUGCGUCACAGACGCAUCAGUCCAACAGAGGAGGCGUGUGAUUGGAUAGAAUAUGGGUUACAUCAUAAUGCAGGGUUACAUUUAAGAAGUGAGGCUGAUAAUUUAUCCUUCAUUCAGUUAUAUCUCUUGGAUGUGUUGUUUCUCAUGAUUGUUGUCCUAAUUGGUCUUGUGGCUUUGUUCUACUUUACUUUGAAGUAUUGUUUUGUUGGUGUGGCACAAAUUUUAUUUAAAAAGACAAAAGCUGAAUAA
Molecule: messenger RNA, 1560 nt
Organism: Porites evermanni
Lineage: Eukaryota; Metazoa; Cnidaria; Anthozoa; Scleractinia; Poritidae
Source: the annotation of a GenBank genome assembly